UUUGCUCACCCAAAAGAAGAAGGGUGACCCAAUCCAGGUGAAACCCUAGCUAUAUAUAAUGGAGGUAGUAUUACACGCUUGCUGCGCCUCUGUUUUCUCCUUGUUUGUGUUCGGAAGCUGCGUCUCCUCCCAAUUCUGCAGAUCCAUAGCCUUUCUGGAAGGAAUUUAAGAAGAAGAGAUGAAGGUAGUAGCUGCAUAUUUGCUGGCCGUGUUGGGAGGCAACACCUGUCCUUCCGCCGAUGAUCUCAACAACAUCCUCAACUCUGUUGGAGCUGAGGCUGAUGAUGAUAAGAUUGAGCUCCUUUUGUCGGAGGUCAAGGGUAAGGACAUAACGGAGCUCAUUGCAUCUGGACGGGAGAAGUUGGCAUCAGUUCCUUCUGGUGGUGGUGGUGCUAUUGCAGUGACCUCAUAUGGUGGUGGUGCUGCUGCAGCUGCUCCAGCAGCAGCUGAGCCCAAGAAAGAGGAAAAGGUGGAAGAGAAAGAGGAGUCAGAUGAUGAUAUGGGCUUCAGUCUUUUUGACUAAGGGGUUCAGAUUCCUUCUUUCUCCCACAAUUCAGAGUAAUGUAAGCUUGAACUUUUUGUUAUGCAGAGUGACUGUAGCUUUUGGUUUUUUAUUUGGUAGAAAAAAGCUUGGCAUAUUAAAAAAAUACUGCAACUCUCUACUUGUCAUAUUUUUGUUUCUUUUAUUAAACUAGUGAAUUUUGUGCUCUAUUCCAAAUGUGUCUAAUUUAAUGUUUUUGAUAAA
Camellia sinensis is the source of this 745-nucleotide messenger RNA. The record is from RefSeq and is a predicted model, not a curated record. Lineage: Eukaryota; Viridiplantae; Streptophyta; Magnoliopsida; Ericales; Theaceae.